UUUUAUAUUCUAUUGCAAAUUCGAGUGCGGCACAACAAACAUAAUAAUAUAAGUAAAAUGAUAAAAUGCUAAUGCUAACGGUAAGAUUAAAAAAAAUAUUAUACUGGAUAUAAAAAAGGAUGUUUGUUCGGGAAAUUUUUUGAGCGUGCACAAAACAUCCGUUAAUAAACUGAAAGUACCAUUUCCCAAUUUUAUACUAUUUUUAUUAGAUUCUCAGAGAAUAUUAAAGCGUUCUAAUCUUUUCGAAAAGUCAUUCACUAUGAGAUUACUAUAAUAGUCGAUUUAAUUUAAUUUGAUCGGAAAUAAAAACGAGUGCUCAUGUGCAAGUUUUUAGUAUGGGUGUAUUGAAAACUGAUUCACAGAAUUUUUUUAAUUGGUCGAACAUUUGGCAAUUGAACGUUUUGGCAUUUUUGCCGACAAAUGACUCCAAGUAUGCCGUCGAAACUCUACUGCUUAUCCUCCCAUCAUUUUUCUACAUGGUGUAUGCUGUUGUGCUAUCAAGUCUGCUGUCCCACCGAUCCAAAACUUCUCUAUUUCUCAUAGAAUUUCUAGUCAUUGUAGUGCCAGUGAUAGCCAACGUCACAGUUUUGUCCCAGUAUGUAACAAAUGUUGUAGUGAUUACAUGUUUUAUUUUAGGAUUUCACUUGGUAGUUUCUUUAUUGUAUAUGCGAGUUAGAAAUAAGAAAACUAUUAAAACAGCUAAUAAGAACACAGAAAACAAAAAAGAUUACAUAACGAACUGUAGGGCUACAAUCAAUUUGAUAUCUGUUGUAGCCAUUUUAGCUGUAGAUUUUAAGAUAUUUCCUAGUAAAUACUCAAAGACUUUAAAAACUGGGUUUAGUCUCAUGGAUGUGGGAGUGGGUUUAUAUGUAUUUGCCAAUGGUAUUGUGGCCCCAGAAGUAAGAGGCAAAAAAGACUCUAUUAAAAGUUCAAUAUUCGGGUCAGCAUUAUUAAUUUUAAUAGGGUUAUUAAGGCUUGUUUUAACGAAAUUGACCCACUAUCGCGUAUCGGACACGGAGUAUGGGGUGCACUGGAACUUUUUUAUGACUUUAGGAUUUGCCAAGAUAACUUCUUCGUUUAUUUUAAACGUUUUUAGCCUGAAAUACGUUUGGGUUAAUGCGGUUUUAAUUACAAUAUCACAUGAAACUUUACUGCAAUUAUCAUUUAAACAUUGGGUGUUUGACUCCGACGAUCGAAGUAAUAUCCUGAAUGCCAAUAAGGAAGGUUUAGUGUCUUAUGUGGGAUUUGCGGCGAUAUACUUAUUUUCUGUUUAUUUCGCGUAUAAUAUCCGGCAAGCGGAAAGAAAUUAUAGAAAUGUUAAUUUAAGGUUUUUAUUGAUAACAUGUUGCUGUUUAACUAUGACGUUUUUUUGUAAUUAUCAUUUUGAAGUUUCUAGAAGACUGGCAAACGCAGGUUACAUAUUUUGGAUACUUUUUAUAGGGUUUUUUAUGACCUGGUUGUUCUUUUUGGCGGAAAAGGGACAGCAUUAUUUAUUCAAGAAUAAAAUUAAAAAUUACGUUUGUUCUCCCUAUCUGUAUGAAGCGAUAAAUUAUAAUGGUUUAAUUUUUUUUCUGGUGGGCAACGUGCUUACUGGGCUCAUAAACUUAUCGAUUACUACGUCAAGAGUAGGAAAUAUGAAUGCCUUAAUGAUUCUUGUGGUUUAUAUGUUUAUAAAUUGUGGAGUAGUAUAUUGGUUCUAUAGGAAACAGUGGAAAUUGAAACUGUAGAUUUUUUUAAAUUAAAUUUGUAUUGUAUAUUAUAGUGAUACAAAAAAUAUUAAUUUGUUUAUACAAAUUACUAUAUUGAAAAAUGUGGAUAUUGUGGCUGAAGAGGUAAUAAUUUAUUUUGUGACUUAUUUUGUAUAUAUGGUGUUUAAAUAUUUAGUAAUGUAGUUUUAGCACUAUUGUGUUUCAAUAAGUAUUCUUUUGUUAAUAUAACUUGAUUUUUAUCAACGACCAAAUAUAUGUGAUAAUAAUAAUAAUAAAAU
Messenger RNA from Anthonomus grandis grandis, 1987 nucleotides. RefSeq lists its product as uncharacterized. The record is from RefSeq and is a predicted model, not a curated record. Lineage: Eukaryota; Metazoa; Arthropoda; Insecta; Coleoptera; Curculionidae. Gene Ontology annotation, biological process: protein localization to plasma membrane; GPI anchor biosynthetic process. Gene Ontology annotation, molecular function: glucosaminyl-phosphatidylinositol O-acyltransferase activity. Bases 336 to 1727 code for a protein of 463 amino acids. Gene Ontology annotation, cellular component: membrane; endoplasmic reticulum. The transcript is spliced from 2 exons.